Molecule: messenger RNA, 2246 nt
Organism: Osmerus eperlanus (European smelt)
Lineage: Eukaryota; Metazoa; Chordata; Actinopteri; Osmeriformes; Osmeridae
Gene: gmpr2
Product: guanosine monophosphate reductase 2
Exons: 10
Coding region: 106-1152 (348 amino acids)
Biological process (GO): nucleotide metabolic process
Cellular component (GO): GMP reductase complex
Molecular function (GO): GMP reductase activity
Source: RefSeq, a predicted model, not a curated record
UUUUGGUUUAGGAAGCAUUGAGAAGACUGACUCCGAUCUGUCAUACAUUCCGCAAGAUCAGCACCCCAGGAUAUCCACACAGUCUCAACAGUAACUGUUGCUAGUAUGCCUCGCAUUGAGAAUGACAUCAAACUGGACUUCAAGGACGUGUUGCUUCGUCCUAAGCGAAGCACUCUCAAGUCACGUAGUGAGGUGGACCUGAUGAGGAGCUACACCUUCAGGAACUCCGGAGGAAGCUACAGAGGUAUCCCUAUUGUCGCGGCCAACAUGGACACCGUUGGGACCUUCCAGAUGGCUCUGGUCUUGAAUCAGUUCACUCUCUUCACCACCAUUCACAAGCAUUACUCUGUGGAUGACUGGAAGGAGUUUGCAGCGCAGCAUCCAGACUGUGUACAGAGUGUGGCUGUCAGCACAGGGACUGGGGAGGGAGACUUUGACAGGCUGGGUUCCAUCCUAGCUGCCGUGCCUAAACUGCAGUUCAUCUGCGUCGACGUCGCCAACGGCUACUCAGAGCACUUUGUCCACUUUGUCAAAGACGUGAGGGGGAAAUACCCAUCGCACACCAUCAUGGCAGGCAACGUGGUUACCGGGGAGAUGGUGGAGGAGUUGAUUCUGGCUGGCGCUGACAUCAUCAAAGUAGGCAUCGGACCAGGGUCCGUGUGUACCACUCGUAAGAAGACUGGGGUGGGAUACCCGCAGCUCAGCGCUGUGAUUGAGUGUGCAGAUGCAGCUCACGGUCUCGGUGGACACAUCAUCUCUGAUGGUGGAUGCACUUGUCCAGGAGAUGUCUCUAAGGCCUUUGGUGCCGGGGCUGACUUUGUGAUGCUGGGUGGAAUGUUGGCGGGCCACGAGGAGAGCGGUGGCGAGGUCAUCGAGAAGAACGGGAAGAAGUACAAGCUGUUCUACGGCAUGAGCUCCGACACAGCCAUGAAGAAACACGCGGGGGGCGUGGCCGAGUACAGGGCGUCAGAGGGGAAGACGGUAGAGGUCCCCUACAAAGGCCCCGUUGACGUCACCAUACGAGAUGUGCUGGGUGGGGUUCGAUCCACCUGCACCUAUGUGGGGGCAGCAAAGCUGAAGGAGCUGAGCCGCAGGACCACCUUCAUCAGGGUCACCCAGCAGCUGAACACCGUCUUCGGCAAUGACAGCUAGGCGAGGCCCAGGCUGGACCGGGGCCUAACAGCACUGGAGGGGGGUUCAUGCUGCCUGACCACUCUUUUGCUUUCUCUUAUCUCUUUUUGUCACAUGGAUGUUGUCUAUGUAUGACACCCACACGUUUCCACUUCUUGUACUUCACCAGACAGCGUAAAGUCUUACCUUUUUAACCACGUGAACCAAUGCAUAAUUCAGGAGCAUUUUAGGAAUACUACUGUAUAUCUGACUUGAGGGUUUUAGAAGGUUUUCUAAGUCUAAUGUUGCUUAUUCAUUCCCAUUGAACUCCAGAGGCCUUAUGUACAGGUCUCUCGGUUGAGAGGUAGCCUGACAUCUUCUGCAGUUGCUCUUAAGCUGUUUAAUAUAAGCUCUUCUUGUUAUUUUGCCAUCUCAUCUAUGCACUCUCAUUUCUUACCGCCAAGCUGGAAGGAAAUUUCCUGUUUGCAGUACAUGCUCAAGUUAAUGAUGACCUUUCUUGCAAACUGUUAUCAAAAAGUCUAAUUUAUUUGCUGUUUGCUGUAAUUUUUUAAAAUUUCAGUCAAAAUACUGACUUUAAAUGGCAAAUUUGAAUGACAGGAAAUACAAUUCACUACAUGGCACUUAUAUGUGAAUUUAAAUAGUUUUAGAAAAUAUAUUCAUAUAUACAGUAUAUAAAUAUAUAUAUAUAUAUAUAUUCAGAGAUAUACAGUAGUAAAAUGUCUAGAGCCUUAUGGUGUGACAAACAACAGACUUCUACUUCACAGUUUUUACAAAUGGCCAAAGCAUGUUCGGACAUCAAAAUGUCUUUCAAUGGCAAAGAUAUACAGUAUUGAGUUUUACCUAUGGUUAGGUUCCAUUCCAUCAUUUUAGAUCCCUCUUGCAAAGUAUUACUCUGUAUGUGUUACGUUACAGUUGUUAUCUCUUAUGUAUUUCGUUUGUCUAUGCAUCAUAUUACGUUUUAAUAUGACUGAAUAUGAUCUUUCCAUGAUGGCAGUUACUGUUAGUUGUUUUAAUAUCUAAAAGCAUAAUUUGCUGUUAGUAUAUUUAGCCUCUAGCUCAACAUUAUAUACCAUAAGUCUUAUCUACUCUUGACCAAUAAAAAAGCAUUCCAUCUA